UACAUUCCAUUCUAAAGUGACGUGUCACAGUUCUUUAAUUUAAUUGCGCACUUUAAGUAGCACAAACAAUAUAUGACAACAUAUCUUCUAAUCCAGUCCCUUUAAACCGUGAAUACGUUGAUUCCGUAUUGGCUCCCUAUGGUGGUAGGUGAUUGCAUCCCUGAGCUGACUUCAGAAGAUAACAAAAAUCAGCGUCUUUGCGGUUUACGGCACAACCAUGGGACGAAAGGUCUGCGCUGGGAAUAUCACAUCCAGGCGAGUGAAGACAAGUGAACCUCGGGCAUUGUACUUCCGGGUUAUGACAUCACUAGGUAAAAUCGUCUGGCGGAAGAAGCUAAAAUAUAUAACAUACGUUCCUGCAUCAGCUCUGUGAUUAAUCCGAAGAUGGCUUCUUCCAAACAUUCUCAAAGAGAAGAUGAUUCAAAUGCGAAUGCAUCAGACGAGCUUCAUGAAAUGUUAUGUGAGUCUUGCCAGAAAGAUGGUGACAACGCUAUUGCAAUAGGUUUCUGCGUUGAUUGUGUAGAAUAUCUGUGUAAAACAUGACUAAAAUAUCACAGAAAACUAAUACCAGGCCAUGUUUCACUAAACCAGGAAAGUAUGCCACAAGACUUUUGCUUGGAGAAAUGUCCACAUCAUGUAGAUGAUAUAAUAAAGUUUAGUUGUCGUAAUUGUGAUGAGUUUCUUUGUUUAAAAUGUGUUGAACACAGUCACAAAAGUUGCAAAGGAAUAAUGCAUCUGCCACAGAUAGUGAAUGGAUUAGAAAAGCAAGAAAAUUUUACACAGUUUGUCAGAAUUCAAAAAACUAAAAAUGGAGACGACAAAGGCAAAAGACAAAAUAAUAACUACAAAUAAAGCAAUUGAAAACCCCAGUACCGCUACAAAAACUGCAAUCAAAGAGCACUUUGGUGAUUUAAAGAAAAAGAUCGAUCAGUUGGAGACAGCAUUUGACAGUUCAGUAGAAGAAAUCAAACUCAAAGAUGAAACUGAUAUCAAGCCAUUCUCGACAGAAUAUUACAUGUUACAUGAGAAUCUGCAAAAACUCGAGUCUGAUAUGAACCAGAAGCGUAACUGUAAUGAAAAAUGCAUACUAUUUAUGGCGGUGAAGAAAGCUGAAAAAGGAAUUGUACUUAUCGAAAAGGAUUUGAAAACAGUGACCGAUGGCAGUAAGUUCGUGAAAUAUGCAUUUCAAUCUACAAAUAUUUUAGGAGAUAUGCUAGCUGAUGCCGGGAAUCUUGGAUCUUUGACUAUCUUGGACUCGGAGAAAAAUAAAGAAGCAAAAUUUGUUCGUAGCCUCAACGUAAAGUCGCAGAAAGAUGAUAAAGUCUGCUACAUAACUGGGGUAUGCGUGUUAUCGGACACACUUUUACAAGGGGGGUAUUCGAUCUACUCCUUACCACCAAAACAAAAUGGCGGCCAAAACUCAAAAUGUGAGUUUUUCUUACUUUUUAUCUUUUUCAAAGAUUUCUAGACCAUGACACAUGGCUAUCAACCUGCUCCACUG
Mercenaria mercenaria is the source of this 1501-nucleotide messenger RNA. RefSeq lists its product as uncharacterized. Bases 809 to 1468 code for a protein of 219 amino acids. The record is from RefSeq and is a predicted model, not a curated record. The transcript is spliced from 2 exons. NCBI's taxonomy places the organism in Eukaryota, Metazoa, Mollusca, Bivalvia, Venerida, Veneridae.